AAGUGAAAUAAUUAUCACUAUAAUUAUAUAAAAUAAAUUAAUCAGUUACAUUUUUUUUAUGUAUAUAAGGAAAAUGAUAGGGUUGGGUUGAAUUGAGAGAGUGGAGAGAACAGAGAUCCAGUGAGUAGAGAGAAACAGUAUCUUUCUCUGUCUCUGUUUCUGUUUUCUCUUGGCCUCUUUCUUACUGUCAGAAGCAGCACUGUUACACUACCCUGCAACUGCACUUCUCUACCAUCAACCUUUUCUUUCUUCUCAGGCUUUUACCAGGAGUAACAAAAACAGUCAGAAGAAAAACCGACUCUGUUUUGAUUUGGCAGAGAAAGUGGUUUGCAUGAUCUGGUUUUGUUGGAUUUGAAGAAGAUGGGUAGAGGCAGAGGAAAGGGUAAAAAGUUAAGUGUGAGCAAUGAAGAAGAUGGUGUUAUAAGUGGGGAGGAAGAGAGGGUUCCGAAGCAGAAAAGAAGAGGAAGGCCACAAAAAGUGUUGAAGGAUGAGUUUGAUGAAGAAGAAAUUGAGGAAAUGGAAGCUGAUGGUAGUGGUGAGAGCGUGAAGAAUGCAGUAGUCUCUAGCAAAGAGACGAAGAAUCUGAACAGCACAAAACAAGGAAGAAAAAGAAAACGAAAUUCGGAAGAGAAAACAGAAGCAGGUGAAGAGAAAAAUGGGGUUAGAAUUGGAUCAAACAUUGAUGGCUUAACAAAGUGUAAUGGAUUUAGAAACAAUGGAAGCAGACGAAAAAGUAAACCUCGUCGAGCUGCAGAAGCUGGUGUGCUGUGUAAGCAAGACUAUGCUUGAAAAAACCUUUCUUUCUUCUCAUGUUUCGUAACUAGCAAUUCAUUUCUUUCAUUUUUUUUUUGUUUAUCCUUUUCUGGUUUGAGGGAUUCAUUGGUGUUGUUUUCCUAAUUAUAUUUUGAUAAUGAAUCAGGAAAUUUACUACUAUA
Vigna unguiculata (cowpea) is the source of this 935-nucleotide messenger RNA. RefSeq lists its product as uncharacterized. Lineage: Eukaryota; Viridiplantae; Streptophyta; Magnoliopsida; Fabales; Fabaceae. The record is from RefSeq and is a predicted model, not a curated record.